GGCUCUGCCCGUGACGUCACUUCCUGCGGCACGCAGGAAACAGGCUCCUAGUUCACGCGAUAACAAUAGGACAACGAAAUUCUCGGUGGGACUUGCAGUCUAUGGCGCCACCCCCAUUGGGGUGUCUGGGAGCGUGGCGUGGGCGGGUCCGCUCGUCGUCGCCGCCGCUAGCGGUUGAUACCAAUGGGCGGGGAGAGAGCAGGCAGCUGUGCGGGUGGACGGCUCCGAAGACGGCCGCCCGCCCUAGACGCGGGGGUCCCGCCGGCGCCGGGGGCCGGGAGGGGUGGGUGCGUCCGCCAUGCUGGUGGAGGCGGAGGGCGGCGACUGAGCGGCGGGAGCGCGGCCGGCGGGCCGGGGAGAUGCCGACCCACUGCGCGGCGGCGGGCUGCGCGGCCACCUACGACAAGCACGCGGACGUCAGCUUCCACAGGUUUCCUUUGGAUCCUAAAAGAAGAAAAGAAUGGGUUCGCCUGGUUAGGCGCAAAAAUUUUGUGCCAGGAAAACACACUUUUCUUUGUUCAAAGCACUUUGAAGCCUCCUGUUUUGACCUAACAGGACAGACUCGACGACUUAAAAUGGAUGCUGUUCCAACCAUUUUUGAUUUUUGUACCCAUAUAAAGUCUAUGAAACUCAAGUCAAGGAAUCUUUUGAAGAAAAACAACAGCAGUACUCCAACCGGACCAUCGAAUUUAAAAUCCAACAUUAGUAGUCAGCAAGUACUACUUGAACACAGUUAUGCCUUUAGGAAUCCUAUGGAGGCAAAAAAGAGGAUAAUUAAACUGGAAAAAGAAAUAGCAAGCUUAAGAAGGAAAAUGAAAACUUGCCUACAAAAAGAGCGCAGAGCAACUCGAAGAUGGAUCAAAGCUACGUGCUUGGUGAAGAAUCUAGAAGCAAAUAACAUAUUACCUGCUGGCACAUCAGAACACAUUUUACCAACUGCCUUAAGCAGCCUUCCUUUAGAAGAUUUCAAGAUUCUUGAACAAGAUCAACAAGGUAAAAUGUUAAAAAUUUUCAAACUCUAAAACAGACCAAGAGUACCUUCAUUUACAAUUACCCUGCAUAGAACUUGAUGCCCAUCCUUCGUUCCAGUCAAAGGUAAAGAUAUUUAACGCAAUUACGCCAAAAGUGGGUAUUUAAUAGUUUUACUUGAAGUACCGUUACUCCUGUAUAAUUUAUGAAGAUGUGAUUACCAAAAAAAAUGGAAAACUUCCUAUGAAACUUUGAAAAAGAAUGGAAGUGCCUUAUGUGAGAACUACAUACUUAAAAAUUUUGUUAGUAAACUGUAUUUUGCAAGGUGUUUUGUGUUUUUGUCUUUUAAAACUACUUUUAAAGAACACUCUAUGACAAUGUGUUUAAUUUAUAUUAGGAAAUAUUUUUUCCUGUACCAAAGUUGGGAUAUUACAUUCUAAAUAAGAUGGUAAGUAGGAGUUAACCAACAUUGAAUAUGACUUUAGAACUGCUAGGGUUUGUAUUAAUUUAUUAUUGGCACUGUGAUUUGGAAACUUUAGAGGAAAAAACCUGAGGUUCAGGGAAAAUUCUUUUAUUUAAACUUUCUGUAUCUUUUUACCAGUAAAAGUGAGCUAAUUGUGGCCUCCUUCAUAAGAAUAUUACUUUUAAAAUAGAUUGUAUUUUGAAAUAAUAAUUUUGAAUGUGAAGUACCCUUGAGUCAUCCAAGCUAGAUAAGGCCUCAGGUACCUUAGACUAGUAAAAAGUUGUAGUGAUUAUAUUCACCUUCUAAGAAAGUAUGUCGUGAAAUUAUGCAGAGAUGGGGAUCUAGCUUUUACUUAAAAACAUAAAUAUACUAUUUUUCUCAUAAUAAAAGUAUUACAUUUCCAUUUUCGAAAUUGAUGCAUUAAUAAGCAAACAUGCCAGAAAGUUCCAUUUUAGGAAUAUUCCCUCUACUCCUGUGUGUGUCGAUAGCAAAACUCUUAAGCUUUUUUUUUUUAUGAACCCACGAUAGAAUUUAAUUGUAGAAAAGUAUUUAUCAUAUCUUCACAACUUGUAACUUAAAAUGGAAUCAGUUUAUCUUACACAUCAGCUUGCUUUUUAUAUCUCCUUUUUCAGUGAGUGUCAAAUAGGGCAACCAUAGUGCCUAAGCGAAUGAGAUGUGGUUCUCUCUGAUAAAGCUAUGCACAUGCUAAUUAAUUUACAAAUAGAAUAUCAGAACUAUUCUUAUAGUUGCCACUUGAACAAUUGAACGGUUUGCCUUAUUUUACCAGAUAAAGUUUAAUAAGAACCCUUUCCUUCAAACAGCUUUGGUCAAAUCAUGUAAAAAUUUAUUAAUGUGUAAUCAAGUUAUUCAAUCCUGAUUCGAGCUUCUGACACUGCCAUAUGAAAGCAGCAUACACCUAAUCAUAAACUGCUGUAAAUCUUUCCUAUAAGGUAAUGGCUAUUUGAUGAUGAAAAAGACUUUUUAAAACUUUUUUAAUGAUAUUUGCUUGGAUCCUAGCAACAGUCUUUUGACAGUAUUAGCACGCUUUCUUUUAAUAAGGGGAUUUACAGAGGCAAAAGUAGGAAAAAUCUCUUUUAGUUAUCAUCAGGCACCUUAGAACAAAUAUUUAUGAAAACCCUUUUGUGUAUAUUGUAAACCUUGUUAGUCAUUUUAUCUUUAUCUUAAAUAUUGAUGUAGCUCCUUGGAAUUGUCACUUUUUUUUCCUAAUACGCUUUCAAAUAUCUUUUCACCAAUAUAUAAUCAUGAGCAAACACUAACUGUACGUAUUUUAUACCUCAAAAUAAGUUGGGCAAAUAAUCAUUUAAACGUAAACUAUGUUUUCCAAGUAUAAACCCUCAUGGGGUUCACCGCCCCUCUCUAAUACAAAAGAGAACACUAACUAAUGCAGGCUGGUUCCCAUCUACAGUAAUAGCUUGAUAUCUUAAUAUAAUGUUUUAAAAAUCACAAAAACGAAACAUUCUAAAAUACAAGCUUUUGGCAAAGUUAGUCUUCAUUCAUUAUUAUUUGAGAACACUGAUUAAACUACCACACAGUAAUUUCAAAGUAAAUUUUUUUGCUGUUUUCUCCAUGUCAUUUUUAUGUUACUGUCCUGAUAACAUGCUCCAAACUCUCCCUGCAUCAAAUUAUUUUAUUAACACACAUCUGUCUACCUUAAAACUACUUUCAUUCAUAGAAAAAACCUAAAAGCAAUCUUUUAAAAUCCUGUUUUCAGGGGCCGGCCCCAUGGCUGAGUGGUUGAGUUUGCACACUCCGCUUUGGUGGCCCAGGGUUUCGUGGGUUUGGAUCCUGGGCGCAGACAUAGCACUGCUCAUCAGGC
Equus quagga is the source of this 3269-nucleotide messenger RNA. RefSeq names its product THAP domain containing 2 (gene THAP2). NCBI's taxonomy places the organism in Eukaryota, Metazoa, Chordata, Mammalia, Perissodactyla, Equidae. Gene Ontology annotation, cellular component: nucleus. The record is from RefSeq and is a predicted model, not a curated record. The coding region runs from base 102 to 1022 and encodes 306 amino acids. The transcript has 3 exons.